AUGGAUGAUGCACUGCAGGCGCAACUGCAGCAGAGGAGCCAGGAGUUCCAGAAAUUGCAGGCGGACUUGUCUGCGGCUGUCGAGGCGAGGCAGAGGCUGGACGCUCAGCUGUCUGAGAAUGAGCUCGUCAAAAAGGAAUUCGACCAAUUAACGUCGGACAAUACAGUCUACAAGCUUAUAGGGCCUGUGCUAGUCAAGCAAGACCAGGCAGAAGCGAAGAGCAAUGUGAACACCCGGUUAGACUUUAUCCAGAGCGAAAUCAAACGGGUGGAAGGUCAGCUGAAGGACAUCGGUGCGAAAGCAGAAAAGAAAAAGGCAGAGGCGAGUCUUCCUAUACAUCAUAAGCACGAACUUGUUAUGAUUACACGAUGCGCGAUAUAG
This is a messenger RNA of Gloeophyllum trabeum ATCC 11539, 381 nucleotides long. RefSeq lists its product as uncharacterized. Gene Ontology annotation, cellular component: cytoplasm; prefoldin complex. Gene Ontology annotation, biological process: chaperone-mediated protein complex assembly; protein folding. The record is from RefSeq and is a predicted model, not a curated record. Gene Ontology annotation, molecular function: protein-folding chaperone binding. The transcript has 3 exons. The coding region runs from base 1 to 381 and encodes 126 amino acids. Lineage: Eukaryota; Fungi; Basidiomycota; Agaricomycetes; Gloeophyllales; Gloeophyllaceae.